Molecule: messenger RNA, 393 nt
Organism: Trichosurus vulpecula (common brushtail)
Lineage: Eukaryota; Metazoa; Chordata; Mammalia; Diprotodontia; Phalangeridae
Product: histone H2A type 1-like
Exons: 1
Coding region: 1-393 (130 amino acids)
Cellular component (GO): nucleosome
Molecular function (GO): protein heterodimerization activity; structural constituent of chromatin; DNA binding
Source: RefSeq, a predicted model, not a curated record
AUGUCUGGCCGCGGAAAGCAGGGAGGCAAAGCUCGUGCCAAAGCCAAGUCCCGCUCUUCCCGGGCUGGCCUGCAGUUCCCGGUGGGCAGAGUGCACCGCCUACUCCGCAAAGGCAACUACUCUGAGCGCGUGGGCGCCGGCGCACCGGUGUACUUGGCCGCCGUCCUCGAGUACCUGACAGCCGAGAUCCUCGAGCUGGCGGGCAAUGCGGCUCGGGACAACAAGAAGACUCGCAUCAUCCCUCGCCACCUGCAGCUGGCCAUCCGCAAUGAUGAAGAGCUCAACAAGCUGUUGGGUAAGGUGACCAUCGCCCAGGGCGGCGUUCUGCCCAACAUCCAGGCCGUGCUGCUGCCUAAGAAGACCGAGAGUCACCACAAAGCCAAGGGCAAGUAA